UUAUAGAUAUAUAUUUUUUUUAAUUAUUAUUGAUAUUUUUCUUUUGAGGGGAUGCCGAGAAAGCAAGCCGUUCCCCUCCCGUGUAGCACAUUGCCUGGGCGUUCCUAUUAUGGAAGUUAAGUGAGAAACUCUGCAGCUUGAACUGAUUUGGGGAGAGAAAGGGAGAGAGAAAGGGGUAGGGGGAGGGCGAGAGGAAGGCAAAAUAGCCGAACCAAACCAAUGGUUUUCCUUCAAAGUGCCGGGAAGUUUGUGGAGCACUUUCUAGGAAUCAGGUCCUUUCUCAGAGUCUCUCCUUGUCUUCCGAAGAAAGAGCUUGCUUUUGGAUUGCCAUGGAUCCUAAAGAGAGUCUUAGACACACUUGAAUAAUUCCCCUGCUUGGGCUGGAUUGGUGGGAAUUUAGGAAGGAGCGUGUGUGCAAAGCAGAAGCCUUCGGAGCUCACUCGCUGCUUCUCUAAUCUGUAUGGAUCUAAAAGUGUCACAUUCAAGACCUUUGCAUCUCCAGCUUUUGAAUUGAAGAUUUCCCUUUCCACUUUAAGUAGCUGCUAGGAAACUGAAAACUUUUGGACCUACCUCUUACUGGCUUUGGAUACUUUUUUUCUUUUUUUUCCUCUUUUUUAUUUCCUUUUUUUUUUCCUCCCCCUUUUUUAAUCUCUGUGGAAUUGGUCUCGCAAGCGAUCGGGAUUGUUCUUAAUAUGUCAAAAUGGGUCUGCUGACGCCACUCCUGCUCUUCGGAUUUGCAUUUUUCCAAGUCUAUGGAUCCCGUCUCCGCCAAGAGGACUUUCCACCGCGGAUUGUUGAGCAUCCUUCGGAUGUGAUAGUCUCCAAAGGAGAGCCAACCACUCUGAACUGCAAAGCAGAGGGGAGGCCGACCCCCACCAUCGAGUGGUACAAGGACGGCGAGAGGGUGGAGACGGACAAGGACGACCCGCGCUCGCACCGCAUGCUGCUGCCCAGCGGAUCUUUGUUCUUCCUGCGCAUCGUGCACGGGCGCAGGAGCAAACCCGACGAGGGGAGCUACGUUUGCGUAGCCAGGAACUACCUUGGGGAAGCUGUGAGUCGCAAUGCGUCUCUGGAGGUGGCAUUGCUGCGGGAUGACUUCCGCCAAAACCCUACAGAUGUGGUGGUGGCAGCUGGAGAGCCUGCAAUCCUGGAGUGCCAGCCCCCUCGAGGGCACCCCGAGCCCACCAUCUACUGGAAGAAAGAUAAAGUCCGGAUUGACGACAGGGAGGAGCGGAUCAGUAUCCGUGGUGGGAAGCUGAUGAUCUCCAACACCAGGAAAAGUGAUGCAGGGAUGUACACCUGUGUGGGGACCAACAUGGUGGGGGAGCGUGACAGUGACCCUGCAGAGCUGACUGUCUUUGAGCGGCCCACGUUUCUCAGGCGCCCGAUCAACCAGGUGGUGCUGGAGGAGGAGGCCGUGGAUUUCCGGUGCCAGGUGCAGGGGGAUCCCACUCCCACAGUCCGCUGGAGGAAAGAUGACGCAGACUUACCGAGAGGAAGGUAUGACAUCAAAGACGACUACACGCUGCGCAUCAAGAAAGCCACGAGCACGGACGAAGGCACCUACACCUGCAUCGCUGAGAACCGAGUUGGGAAGGUGGAAGCCUCUGCUACGCUCACCGUGCGAGCUCGCCCCGUUGCUCCUCCACAGUUUGUGGUGAGACCACGAGACCAGAUUGUAGCCCAGGGUCGAACUGUGACUUUUCCUUGUGAAACUAAAGGAAAUCCCCAGCCAGCUGUUUUCUGGCAAAAAGAAGGAAGUCAGAACCUACUCUUCCCAAACCAGCCUCUGCAGCCCAACAGCAGAUACUCCGUGUCACCAACCGGGGACCUCACCAUUACCAACAUCCAGAGGUCUGAUGCAGGCUACUACAUUUGUCAAGCACUGACGGUUGCUGGAAGCAUUUUAGCAAAGGCUCAGCUGGAGGUUACUGAUGUCUUGACAGAUCGGCCCCCGCCCAUCAUCCUGCAGGGCCCCAUCAACCAGACGCUGGCAGUGGAUGGCACAGCUCUGCUCAAGUGCAAGGCCACCGGCGACCCCCUGCCUGUCAUCAGCUGGCUCAAGGAGGGGUUCACCUUCCUGGGCCGGGACCCUCGCACGUCCAUCCAGGACCAGGGCACGCUGCAGAUCAAAGCUCUGCGGCUGUCUGAUACUGGGACUUACACUUGUGUCGCUACAAGUUCCAGUGGGGAAACAUCCUGGAGUGCUGUGCUGGAGGUGACAGAAUCCGGUGGAGCAGCAGUCAGUAAAAAUUAUGAUAUAAAUGACCUCCCUGGGCCACCAUCCAAACCUCAGGUCACUGAUGUCACUAAGAACAGUGUCACCCUGUCCUGGCAGCCAGGGACCCCUGGAAGCCUCCCAGCUAGUGCAUAUAUCAUUGAGGCUUUUAGUCAGUCUGUGAGCAACAGCUGGCAGACCGUGGCCAACCACGUGAAGAGCACCCUGUACACCGUGAGAGGGCUGCGCCCCAACACCAUCUACCUGUUCAUGGUCAGAGCCAUCAACUCACAGGGCCUGAGCGACCCCAGCCCCAUGUCAGACCCUGUCAGGACCCAAGAUAUCAGCCCCCCAGCACAAGGAGUGGAUCACAGGCAAGUCCAGAAGGAGCUGGGAGAUGUCAUUGUACGGCUGCACAAUCCUGUUGUGCUGACACCCACAACAGUGCAAGUCACCUGGACGGUGGACCGCCAGUCCCAGUUCAUCCAGGGCUACCGCGUCCUGUAUCGCCAGACCUCCGGGCUGCCUGCCCCAGCUGUGUGGCAGAACCUGGAGGUCAAAGUGCCCACGGAGCGCAGCGCCGUCCUGGCCAGCCUGAAGAAGGGGGUCACCUACGAAAUCAAGGUUCGCCCUUAUUUCAAUGAGUUCCAAGGCAUGGACAGUGAGUCCAAGUCCGCCCGCACCACGGAGGAAGCUCCAAGUGCUCCUCCUCAGUCUGUCACUGUCCUGACAGUUGGAAAUCACAACAGCACGAGCAUCAGCAUCUCCUGGGAUCCUCCCCCUCCAGAUCACCAGAACGGAGUCAUCCAGGAGUACAAGAUCUGGUGCCUAGGUAAUGAGACUCGAUUUCAUAUCAACAAAACAGUAGAUGCAGCCAUUCGGUCUGUAGUAAUAGGUGGCCUGUAUCCAGGUAUCCAGUACCGCGUGGAAGUUGCUGCAAGCACCAGUGCAGGUGUGGGAGUAAAAAGUGACCCACAACCCAUAAUCAUUGGAGGUCGUAAUGAAGUUGUCAUCACCGAAAAUAACAACAGCAUAACUGAGCAAAUCACUGAUGUGGUCAAGCAGCCUGCCUUCAUAGCUGGCAUUGGUGGUGCAUGCUGGGUCAUUCUCAUGGGUUUCAGCAUCUGGCUGUACUGGCGAAGAAAGAAGAGAAAGGGGCUCAGCAAUUAUGCUGUCACCUUCCAAAGAGGAGAUGGAGGACUAAUGAGCAAUGGAAGUCGACCAGGUCUGUUGAAUGCCAGUGACCCCAGUUAUCCUUGGCUUGCAGACUCUUGGCCUGCCACAAGUCUGCCAGUAAAUAACAGCACUAGUGGACCCAAUGAUCUUGGGAAUUUUGGUCGUGGAGAUGUGCUGCCACCAGUGCCAGGGCAAGGAGAUAAAACUGCUACCAUGCUUUCUGAUGGGGCCAUUUACAGCAGCAUUGACUUCACCACCAAAACCAGCUACAACAGCUCCAGCCAAAUAACUCAGGCCACGCCAUAUGCCACCACCCAGAUCCUGCAUUCCAACAGCAUCCACGAGCUGGCUGUCGAUUUACCAGAUCCGCAGUGGAAAAGCUCAAUUCAGCAAAAAAAUGACCUCAUGGGAUUUGGUUACUCUCUCCCAGACCAAGGCAAAGGCAACAAUGCCUUGCUUUACAUCCCUGACUACCGGGUGGCUGAGGGACUGGCUAAUAGAUUGCCACACAACCAGUCACAGGAUUUCAGCACCACCAGCUCCCACAACAGCUCCGAAAGGAGUGGCAGCCUCUCAGGUGGCAAAGGAGGGAAAAAGAAGAAAAACAAAAAUACUACCAAGCCCCAGAAAAACAAUGGUUCAACCUGGGCCAGUGUCCCCCUCCCACCCCCUCCUGUGCAGCCACUUCCAGCCACAGAGCUGGAGCACUAUGGGGUGGAUCAGCAAGAAGCAGGAUAUGACAGUGAUGGCUGGUGUCCACCUUUGCCAGUUCAGACCUACCUGCAUCAGGGCAUGGAGGAUGAGCUUGAAGAAGAUGAUGAUCGUGUCCCCACCCCUCCUGUCCGGGGAGUAGCUUCAUCUCCUGCCAUCUCCUUUGGGCAACAGUCGACUGCAACCCUCACGCCUUCCCCACGAGAGGAGAUGCAGCCAAUGCUCCAAGCUCACCUUGAUGAGUUAACAAGGGCUUACCAGUUUGAUAUAGCAAAGCAGACAUGGCACAUCCAAAGCAAUACACAACCUCCUCAGGCUCCAGUUCCUCCCCUAGGAUACGUAUCUGGAAACCUUAUUUCAGAUUUGGAAACAGAUGUUCCAGAUGACGAUGAUGACGAGGAUGAUCUUGAAGAAGAAACUGUAGAAAUCAGCAGGCCACUAAGAGGUCUAGAGCAUACUCCAGGAUCCAGUAUGGACAAUCUAGACAGCUCUGUGACAGGCAAAGCAUAUUCUUCCUCUCAGAGACCUCGGCCAGGCAGUCCUUUUUCUACUGACAGCAACACCAGUGCAGCUGUCAGUCAGGGCCAGAGGCCAAGGCCCACGAAGAAACACAAGGGCGGAAGGUUGGAGCAGCCCCCUUUGCCUCACCGCCGGGAGGGGAUCACAGACGAUCUUCCACCACCACCCGACCCGCCCCCCGGUCAGGGUUUAAGGCAGCCCAUAGUGCCCGGCCAGCGCGGAGGCUCUGCCGAGAGGAAGGGGAGCUCUCUGGAGAGGCAGCACGCAGCAGCCAACGUAGAUGACACAAAGAGCUCCCUGGACCGGCCCGCUAGGACAUCUCUAGAGUGGCAGCGGCAAGCCCAGGAGUGGAUAAGCUCUACAGACCGCCAAGAGGAUUUCAGGAAAGCCCAACACAAACCAGCCUUCGGAUCAGAAGAGGCACUCGUACCAUAUAGUAAACCCAACUUCCCAUCCCCUGGUGGCCACAGCUCUUCAGGAACAUCUUCUUCAAAAGGAUCAACUGGACCCAGAAAAGAGUAGUUGAGAAGACACAUUGCAAGCUGCUCUGAUGGACCAUCAGGUCUGAACUCAUGGAAGUGAUGACACUAAACAGUGCAAUGAACAUUUUCUUUAUUUAUGUACUAUUAAAAGAACUGUAAAUGCAAUGUAAAGACACACAGCCACACAUAUCCCACAGAUACUUUACUUGUGUUCUUCUCUUUAAUACACCAUCCACCUUAAACUAUUCCUUGUCAGGAGUAUAUAAAAAAAAGAAAGAAAAAAAAAAUCACCCUCCAGAAUUAAAAGGAUUUUCUUCUGUAUAUAAUUUCUUUUGUUGCAUUGCUAUGCAAGUUCACCUUCUUUUUAGCUAUGUUCAUAUUCAUGUCUGUUUUUACUGGUCUGUUGUACUAUAUGUGAAUUAAUAGGCUGUGGUGCCAUAUAUUAACUUUUAAUUGUGUAACUUUUAUGUUUAAAGUUUGCACUGCAAUUUUAUUUGGUGAUAAGCACAAAACUCUACUCCUCAUGACAUGAAGAAAAAAGAGACUGAAUGUGUGAAGAAGGUUUACGUCCUGUAAGCUACUUUGGAUAGUGCUGGAUGUAAAGGAGUAUGUUAGAUGGUUUUCCAUUGGGGUGUAGAAAUGAGAAAGUGACAGGCAAAACUGAUGUCAGUGAAGACAUUAGAGACAGAUUUAAACCUUUUAAAAGCAAGCAACAUAGUUGCUCUUCCUAUUUAAGAAGGGGUCAGAAGUUGGAAGUGUGAGAUUAAAGAGUGAAAAUGAAAACUAAAGGUAGCAUGAGAUGGCCUAGACCCUUUCACUAGAAUGAUACCCUUAGUUUCUGCUUUUAGCCAUCCCAUGCCACUAAGUAAAGGGGAAGAAAAACAAACCUUACUACAAACAAAAGAACUUAAGGUGUUUCACUAAAGCUGUUUUUAUUUUGCAGUUUUGAAAGAAUUAUUACCCUUAAUUUCUCCAGCCCAAAAUAUAGGACAGAGAUUUUCCAGAAGAAACAAACCAUAUAAACACAAGGAAUACCUAGUAAGGAGAUAAGAAUGCAAUUUAUUAUUAAGACAUAUUCAGGCUGCUUCCAAAAAAUUGAAAUGUCAGAGUAUCUUAUUUCAUCUUUCCAAUACAUGUACAGUAUGAUAGAGGAUAAAGCUGCACCACUGAAAUUCAUGACAUUAAUUGUUUUGAUGCAGUCUAAACAACCCUUUCUGUUCCAUACCUGAAAUCUGCAAGAGCUGAAGUUGGAUCCACUAAAUUCGUAGUAAAAUGUUUAGUGUUUGGAAGGAAAGUAAGGGUCAAAUUAUUUUUGGCUUGCAUUAAGUAUUUCUGUCAAUACAAUACAUCCAAAAAGUUGGAUAUAAGCAAAGGAAAUAUUUGGCCUGUGUUUUAGUGAGUGGCUUCAAACUCAACUAUGAUGAGGAAAUAACAACGCAUGUUUAUACACUUUUUGAAUAAACCAGACUCUGUAAGUGGACAUUAAUGACAGCACCCUGUCUCUUCAUUAAUUUUCAUGACUUUGUCCAAGUCUUCUUUACCUCUCAAAUCUCAAAGAGUAAAUCUCAAGCUUUUCUUAGAAUAUUGUGUGUGGCUAACCCACCCAUUACUUUGAUGCUUAAUUUAAAUAUUGCAUCUUACAGCUUAUUUCUGUUAAUUAUCUGACCAUGAGCACAAGUUUCCAUUGAAUACCCUUUUCAUAUAACCAGUCUAUGUUGUUUUAUAUUUUGCCUUGGAGCUCACCAGUAUUAAGAACACAUUUUGUCAUAGCAGAAUUUUAGAAAAGUAAAUAACGAUGCUAAAUAUGUGUUGCUUU
Ficedula albicollis (Collared flycatcher) is the source of this 6922-nucleotide messenger RNA. It is a transcript of the gene ROBO2, whose product is annotated as roundabout guidance receptor 2. The coding region runs from base 701 to 5146 and encodes 1481 amino acids. Gene Ontology annotation, molecular function: protein binding. The transcript has 29 exons. Lineage: Eukaryota; Metazoa; Chordata; Aves; Passeriformes; Muscicapidae. The record is from RefSeq and is a predicted model, not a curated record.